AUGGCAGAGAAGGUGCCCCCUGGCUUGAACAGGAAGACCUCCAGGUCGACCCUCUCCCUUCCACCCGAGCCCGUGGACAUCAUUAGGAGCAAGACGUGCUCGCGGAGGGUUAAGAUCAACGUGGGCGGCCUCAACCACGAGGUCCUGUGGCGCACGCUGGACCGCCUGCCGCGCACGCGCCUGGGGAAGCUGCGGGACUGCAACACGCACGAGAGCCUGCUCGAGGUGUGCGACGACUACAACCUGGGCGACAACGAGUACUUCUUUGACCGGCACCCGGGGGCCUUCACGUCCAUUUUAAAUUUCUACCGGACCGGGAAGCUGCACAUGAUGGAAGAGAUGUGCGCGCUCUCUUUCGGCCAGGAGCUCGAUUACUGGGGCAUCGACGAGAUUUACCUGGAGUCGUGCUGCCAAGCCAGGUACCAUCAAAAGAAGGAGCAGAUGAACGAGGAGCUGAGGCGGGAGGCCGAGACCAUGCGAGAGCGGGAGGGGGAAGAGUUCGAUAACACCUGCUGCCCCGAGAAAAGGAAGAAGCUCUGGGACUUGCUGGAGAAGCCUAACUCGUCGGUGGCUGCAAAGAUCUUGGCCAUCGUGUCUAUCCUGUUCAUCGUACUCUCCACCAUCGCUCUGUCUCUCAACACUUUACCAGAGCUGCAGGAAAUGGAUGAGUUUGGACAACCCAACGACAACCCCCAGUUGGCACACGUGGAGGCUGUGUGUAUUGCUUGGUUUACCAUGGAGUACCUCUUACGCUUCCUGUCCUCACCAAAUAAGUGGAAGUUCUUUAAAGGCCCACUAAAUGUCAUUGAUUUGCUGGCCAUCUUGCCCUAUUAUGUCACCAUCUUCCUCACGGAGUCCAACAAGAGCGUGCUGCAGUUCCAGAACGUGCGGCGCGUCGUUCAGAUCUUCCGGAUCAUGCGCAUCCUCCGGAUCCUGAAGCUGGCCAGACAUUCCACAGGCCUGCAGUCUUUGGGGUUCACCCUCAGACGGAGUUACAACGAGUUGGGCUUACUGAUACUAUUUUUGGCCAUGGGGAUAAUGAUAUUUUCCAGCCUGGUUUUUUUUGCUGAGAAGGAUGAAGAUGCUACCAAGUUCACCAGUAUCCCAGCGUCGUUUUGGUGGGCCACCAUCACCAUGACCACCGUGGGCUACGGUGACAUUUACCCCAAGACACUACUAGGGAAAAUCGUGGGAGGCCUCUGCUGCAUUGCCGGGGUUCUGGUGAUUGCCCUUCCCAUCCCGAUCAUCGUGAAUAAUUUUUCUGAGUUUUACAAGGAGCAGAAACGCCAGGAAAAAGCGAUUAAAAGGCGGGAGGCUCUGGAGCGGGCCAAGAGGAACGGAAGCAUCGUUUCUAUGAACUUAAAAGAUGCCUUUGCUCGAAGCAUGGAACUGAUAGACGUGGCCGUGGAGAAGGCAGGCGAGUCGGCCAGUACCAAGGACUCGGCUGACGAUAACCACCUCUCUCCAAGCCGGUGGAAGUGGGCCAGGAAAGCUCUGUCAGAAACAAGCUCCAACAAGUCUUUCGAGAACAAGUACCAGGAGGUGAGCCAGAAGGACUCCCACGAGCAGCUGAACAACACGUCUUCCUCCAGCCCACAGCAUCUGAGCGCCCAGAAGCUGGAGAUGCUCUACAACGAGAUCACCAAGACACAGCCUCACGCCGCCCCGAACCCCGACGGCCAAGAGCAGCCCGACAGGCCAUCUGCCUACGAGGAGGAGAUCGAAAUGGAAGAGGUGGUCUGCCCGCAGGAGCAGCUGGCCGUGGCGCAGGGCGAGGUCAUCGUGGACAUGAAGAGCACGUCCAGCAUAGACAGCUUCACCAGCUGCGCCACCGACUUCACCGAGACGGAGAGGUCGCCCCUGCCACCACUUUCCGCCUCCCACCUGCAGAUGAGGUUCCCCCCCGACCUCGCAGGGACCGACGAGCACCAAAGAGCCCGGGGGCCCCCGUUCCUGAUGCUCGCCAGGGAGAAGGGGCCCGCGGCCAGGGAUGCCAUCCUGGAAUACGCUCCAGUCGACAUAACGGUGAGCCUGGAUGCCAGCGGUUCCCAAAGUGGGCUCCACGGCCCCCUGCAGCCCGACGGUGCCUCGGAGAGCCCCAAGAGUUCGCUGAAAGGCAGCAACCCCCUGAAAUCCAGAUCGCUCAGAGUGAACUUCAAGGAGAACAGAGGCAGCGCCCCGCAGACCCCCCCCAGCACAGCCCGGCCGCUGCCCGUCACCACGGCGGACUUCUCCCUCACCGCCCCGCAGCUCAUCAGCACCAUCCUCCUAGAAGAAACCCCCUCCCAGGGAGACAGGCCCUUGCUGGGCGCCGAGGUCUCGGCACACUGUCAGGGACCUUCCAAGGGGCUGACCCCCCGGUUUCCCAAGCAGAAACUCUUUCCUUUCUCAUCAAGAGAGAGGAGGAGCUUCACCGAAAUAGACACUGGCGAAGACGAUGACUUCUUAGAGCUCCAGGGGCCCGGGCAGGACAAGCAGGCCGAGCCCAGCCCUAACUGCUUUGCAGAUAAACCUAGCGACGGAAGAGACCCUUUAAGAGAAGAGGCCUGUGUGGGCUCUUCCUCCCCCCAGGACACCAGUCACAACUGUAGGCAAGACGUUUACCACGCUGUGGCUGAAAUGAAAAAGGACAGUAGUCAAGAAGGGUGCAAGAUGGAAAACCACUUGUUUGCCCCAGAAAUUCAUUCCAACUCGGGAGACACAGGUUAUUGUCCCACACGUGAAACCAGCAUGUGACUAGUUACAAAAGCAAUAAUAAUCAUAAUAAUAAAACACUUGUUUCUUAAAAAACCGGGUAAUAAUGCCUGUGAACUAAAAACAUGGGAAGCCCCUGUCCCCCUCAAAAAAAGUGCAUAAAAUGUUAUUUUUGCAUGGCAUGAACAGUUUAGUUUAAGUACUGUUUAAAUAAAGAGUCAAGACUGCAUUUUGUAACAAACAGACAAAAAUGACUGAGGAACAGUGA
Messenger RNA from Nyctereutes procyonoides (raccoon dog), 2962 nucleotides. RefSeq names its product potassium voltage-gated channel subfamily B member 2 (gene KCNB2). Lineage: Eukaryota; Metazoa; Chordata; Mammalia; Carnivora; Canidae. Gene Ontology annotation, biological process: protein homooligomerization; potassium ion transmembrane transport. The record is from RefSeq and is a predicted model, not a curated record. Gene Ontology annotation, molecular function: protein binding; delayed rectifier potassium channel activity. The transcript is spliced from 2 exons. Gene Ontology annotation, cellular component: voltage-gated potassium channel complex; membrane. The coding region runs from base 1 to 2736 and encodes 911 amino acids.